This is a messenger RNA of Nicrophorus vespilloides, 901 nucleotides long. RefSeq names its product NEDD8-conjugating enzyme Ubc12 (gene UbcE2M). The record is from RefSeq and is a predicted model, not a curated record. Bases 104 to 652 code for a protein of 182 amino acids. The transcript is spliced from 2 exons. Lineage: Eukaryota; Metazoa; Arthropoda; Insecta; Coleoptera; Silphidae.
CGCAUUAAGUAAAGAGAGAAAGCGGCUAUUUUUUAACAAUUCUAAGAGCAUAGACAAAGCAAAGGAAAAAUACGUAGUAGCAGAUAGAUUUCCUAAUCUAAAUAUGAUAAAGUUAUUCUCGUUGAAGCAACAGAAGAAGGAUGGUGAAUCAUCGCCAAGACCUGGUAAUCAGAAAAAGCCAUCAGCUGCACAAUUGAGAAUAACUAAAGAUAUAAACGAAUUAAAUCUACCGAAAACAUGUUCCACCGAAUUCCCCGAUCCGGACGACUUGCUCACAUUCAAACUGAUCAUAUGUCCAGACGAAGGCUUCUACCGGACCGGACGAUUCGUGUUCAGUUUCAAAGUGGGUCCCAACUACCCACACGAGCCACCUAAAGUCAAAUGUGAAACACAAGUGUACCAUCCAAACAUAGAUCAGCAAGGCAAUGUAUGCCUGAACAUCCUCCGUGAAGACUGGAAACCAGUGCUCACCAUCAACAGCAUUGUGUAUGGCCUUCAGUAUCUGUUCCUGGAGCCCAACGCUGAGGAUCCAUUGAACAAGGAAGCAGCUGAAGUUCUGACGAACAACCGACGUCUGUUCGAGCAAAAUGUGCAGAAGGCCAUGCGAGGUGGUCAAGUGGGAGGGUUGUACUUUGAAAGAUGUCUUAAGUGAUUUUUACUGCUGUGUUAUGGACUAAAUUUUCAAGUACAAUGUAAGCGAAAACUCUGCUAAACUAUUAAAUGAUAAUUAUAAUAAUAAUAAAACUUUCCUCAUUCGGUUCUUAUGAUUCAGAUUCAAAAAAAAAAAUAGCAGGGGGCGGGGAGAGCUUAAGAGUUAUAUCUAGAGUGUACAUCCCCUGGAUUCCAAAAAUUAGCCUCAAAUGUUUUUUAAGUAAACAAAAGUAAUGUAAUAAUUUCGUUU